This is a messenger RNA of Aplosporella prunicola CBS 121167, 1073 nucleotides long. RefSeq lists its product as uncharacterized. The transcript is spliced from 2 exons. Gene Ontology annotation, cellular component: nucleus. Gene Ontology annotation, biological process: regulation of transcription by RNA polymerase II. Bases 151 to 975 code for a protein of 274 amino acids. Gene Ontology annotation, molecular function: DNA-binding transcription activator activity, RNA polymerase II-specific; RNA polymerase II transcription regulatory region sequence-specific DNA binding. Lineage: Eukaryota; Fungi; Ascomycota; Dothideomycetes; Botryosphaeriales; Aplosporellaceae. The record is from RefSeq and is a predicted model, not a curated record.
AUUAAUCAGCCGACGCCUCCGAUAAGGCCCGUCAUCCCACCUACCUAGGUAUUCUCUUCGCAUACGACGACAACAACACCGUCCGCCCGCCUCAACAUCCGCCGCGCCCGUGCCAGCGCCAGCAACGACGCCUUUCCCAGCGACAUCCUAAUGUCAGGCUUCGCCGCGGGCCGCAAAGGCCAGAACGUGUCGCAGUACCUACAAGGCCUCAACACCAUUCCCACCCGCCGGGAUAUGGCUGCCCAAGACAACCUCGGUUUUGACGAAGACCUCUCUCUCUUCACUAACACCGAGUUCUUCGACUUUGACAUUGGUACCGAGAUUCCAGCGGCUUCUUUCGACUACGACGCAACGAACGAGCAGCAGGCAAGACGCCGUAACGCCUCCGUGUCGUACAACCAAGCAGCCAACCCUGUCGAGUUUCCUCUUAACGGCGACUUUCAAGGCCUCGACUUUUCAUUCCCUGUUGGCGUCCCGGAACCCAACUUCCACCAGCAGAACCCGUACCCGGCCCAACGCCAGCCUGGUACCAGUAGCUCGUCCCCGCUCGCUGCGACCUCGCCAGUAUCUGCCACCACCGGCAACAAGCGCAAGCUUGAUGCCCUCACUACCACUCCUGGCCCCGCAACCGCCCAGUCCGUCGAGGACAUGUCGCGCUAUGCAGCCGAAGAAGACAAGCGCCGCCGCAACACGGCCGCAUCUGCCCGGUUCCGCGUCAAGAAGAAGCAGCGUGAGCAGCAGCUCGAGAAGACGGCCAAGGAGAUGACGGACAAAGUCUCGACGCUCGAGUCGCGCAUCGCCCAGCUCGAGAUGGAGAACAAGUGGCUCAAGGGCCUUAUUACCGAGAAGAACGACGGCAAGGGCGUCGGCGACAUGGCAAACCUUUACAAGAAAACGAUCGGCACCACCGACAAGGACGAGCGGAGUAACGGCGAGCGCACCGAUGGCGUCGGUACCAAGUCGGACAAGGCUUAAAUUGGAAACGUCAUUUUGAUUUUGCCUUCUUCCUGCGUUUUCGCGUUUACUUUUGUUCUUGUUGGUGGUGGCAGCAUAUCUCGGUUCUUUGUUUAGUC